CAUCGGAAUGUGAUCAUAUUUUUCCUUAAGGCGGUUUUGGUCGAAUUUGGUAAUGUAAAUCUCCAUUCUCACUCAUGGAAAGCAGGAGGAUCCAUGGUCUUUAGAGGAUAUUCUUUUCGUUGAAAAGUUUAAGAUUCUCUAUUUAAAAUGAUACCGAAACGUUUGUUACGGUCAUUUUCAUUACCCCCAUUCUCGUCAAGGUGCGACUUACACAAUUUCGCAAGAAUUUCUGAAACCAUAUCAAACGAAGAAACUGGAAAGCAUAUGAAAGUGAAGGGAUGGGUUAGUGCUCUGAGAAAAAUGAAGAAUAACAUAUUUAUUGACAUUAAUGAUGGUUCGAGCAGUGAAUUUCUGCAAGUUGUUACCCCAAAGAGUGAUAAACUAUGUAAUUUAACUUGCGGCAGUAGCGUUGUAGUAGAGGGAACGCUAGCUACUGCUCCUAAUGGUAGGAUGGAAUUACGAGCAAAUGAUGUCUUGGUAAUUGGCACAUGCGAUGUCAAUGAUCAGUAUCCUUUUCUUCCAAGGAAGCAGUAUUCUCCAGAUUAUGUGCGGCAGUAUUUACAUUUACGACCAAGAACAAAAUCUUUCUCUGCUUUGUUGAGAUUAAGAGACAUAGCUUCUACAGCUGUUGUUGAUCAUUUUAGAGCCAGAAAUUUUAUAAGUGUACAUACUCCCAUUUUAACGUCAAAUGACUGUGAAGGUGCAGGGGAAGUAUUUAAAGUGCAACCAGAUUCUGUUGAACUGUUAAAGAGUAUGGAAAAAGAUAGUAUUCCCCAUGAAGAGGCCUUCUUUAAUACUAAAGCCUAUUUAACAGUAUCGGGACAAUUACACCUUGAAGCCUUAGCAAGAGCACUUUCUAAGGUGUAUUGCUUCGGGCCAACAUUCAGGGCAGAAAAUUCAAAGUCACGGUUGCACCUUUCAGAGUUUUACAUGUUAGAAGCAGAAGCUGCUUUCAUUACAGAGAUAGAGGAUAUAGCUAAGGAAGCAGAGCUUCUAGUCAAAAGUCUUACAACUGCUUUACUCGACAAGGGCUCUAAAGAUUUUUCAGUCAUAGGUGCAUCGGAACCAGAAUGGCUUAACAAAAGUUUCACGUACAUGACCUAUGAUGAGGCUGUAAAUAUUUUGCAGCAUAAUGAAAAGUUGUUUACGCAUCCUAUAAAGUAUGGUGAUGCAUUUUCAAAAGAACACGAAUUAUUAUUAGUACGUCAUAAUAACGAAAUUCCACUUUUUGUCAUUAAUUGGCCAUCCCAAAUUAAACCGUUCUACAUGAGAGAAUAUCCAAAUGAUCCUAGUAAGGUGGCUGCAAUGGAUCUGUUGGCGCCACAUGUUGGUGAACUUGUAGGAGGAAGUGUACGUGAAGAGAAUUACGCGAAAUUACAUUCAAAAUUGCCUAUCGGGCUAAAUCUUGAAUGGUACUUGGAAUUACGCAAGUACGGCAAUGUGCCUACCGCAGGUUUUGGAAUGGGAUUUGAAAGAUUUCUACAAUGCGUUUUAGGCGUACCAAACAUCAAAGAUGUCAUUCCCUUUCCUAGGUGGCCACACAACUGUGGUUUAUGAAUAAACUUUUCAGGUCACCGUAGGUUUCCAACUCCUUGCUCGACUAUUGGAGUUGUCUCAUCGUUGCAGAUUUUCGAAGAUAUCGUUUUGGAGAUGAGAUGCGAUAGCAAAUGCCCUCAAGUUACAUUCUUUAGUGUUCUUCCAAAAAACAACUAAAUUAUGACUUCCCAUUUCUCGCAUAAUACAUUGUUUUAAUCUUUUGUAAGUUUCAUAUUGUUUACGUAACGUAAAAAAAAAAGCCUAUAGCUGAGAUGUGCCUAAAGAUGCAAAUGAUUAAAACAUAAAAUUGAUAUUAAGAGCCCAGGACUAUUUUACGAGUUAUUUAAAACAAGGCGAUAAGUCGGGUAAAUAACGAAUACAAGUUUUCUUUAAUGAUUCAUUUAUUGAAUGUUAAGACGAAAAACUAAGUUGAAUCAAAGUUCGGUAGCCAAAGUUCUGGUAGCCUUCGUUCGAAAGUCAAUAUCUUCGUUUCCUUAAAAUCAAAACAUUCGUUCCCUCAGCAGCUUUGACUAUCGUAAAGGAUGUUAUCAGAAAGGUUAGAGAAUAUAUAGGGUGAUAGAUAAGUAACCAAAAAGUCAAACCCCCGAGUGAUCAACAAAUAUCUUUUUAUACAACAAAAUAAUGUUUCUCUAGUAGUAAUUCUUACGCUUAAUCAUUAUCUUCGCGAUCGCAUUAUCAUAGAUAGUAUGAUAGAAUUAUGUACAGUAUAAUGGAUAACCAUAUAUCACACAUUUUGUACAGAUUUAACAACUGAACAAGGUGGCAAUGCUGCUCCGCGAGUACGAUAAGUUCUUGAUUCAUGCGUAUUAUUCUUCAGGUAUUCUCAGUUGAUACUUCGCGUGGAAUCUAAACAAGUAUCGCAUCUGUAGAAAAAAAAAAAAGAAAAAACGUUCCAAAGGUACCUCCGUA
Messenger RNA from Orussus abietinus, 2466 nucleotides. It is a transcript of the gene AsnRS-m, whose product is annotated as probable asparagine--tRNA ligase, mitochondrial. Gene Ontology annotation, biological process: asparaginyl-tRNA aminoacylation. Gene Ontology annotation, cellular component: mitochondrion. Gene Ontology annotation, molecular function: ATP binding; nucleic acid binding; asparagine-tRNA ligase activity. Lineage: Eukaryota; Metazoa; Arthropoda; Insecta; Hymenoptera; Orussidae. The record is from RefSeq and is a predicted model, not a curated record. The transcript has 5 exons. Bases 148 to 1557 code for a protein of 469 amino acids.